AUGGCUUGCUCAGUAGACGCCCCCUCCCUAAAGGACCUCCCAAAGGUCGCCAAUGACCUCAAAAGCCAACUCGAGGCUUUCAACCCGAGUUGCCUUCGUGACGUCGACACCAAUGAAAAAAUUGUUUUACCGUCAGCGGAAGAUGUUGCCACAGAGAAGACCCAAAAAUCACUGUUUGACGGUAUUGAAAAGUUUGACUCAACUAGGCUGAAGCACACUGAAACGAACGAGAAGAAUCCUCUUCCAGAUAAAGAUGUUGUGGCUGCUGAGAAGGCGCAUCAGAACCUGCUCGACGGCGUGGAACACUUCGACAAAUCCCAAAUGAAGCACACGACUACCGAAGAAAAGAAUCCUUUGCCGCCCAUUGAAGCUAUAGAGGCGGAGAAGGAGAAGAACAAGUUUUUGAAUGGGAUCGAGAACUUCGAUCCCACCAAACUGAAACACACCGAAACUUGCGAGAAGAACCCUCUGCCCACGAAGGACGUCAUCGAACAAGAGAAGACGGCUUAA
Messenger RNA from Leptosia nina, 510 nucleotides. Lineage: Eukaryota; Metazoa; Arthropoda; Insecta; Lepidoptera; Pieridae. The record is from the annotation of a GenBank genome assembly.